Messenger RNA from Phymastichus coffea, 1995 nucleotides. Its product is annotated as alpha-amylase-like. Gene Ontology annotation, biological process: carbohydrate metabolic process. The record is from RefSeq and is a predicted model, not a curated record. Gene Ontology annotation, molecular function: alpha-amylase activity; cation binding. NCBI's taxonomy places the organism in Eukaryota, Metazoa, Arthropoda, Insecta, Hymenoptera, Eulophidae. The coding region runs from base 1 to 1545 and encodes 514 amino acids. The transcript has 6 exons.
AUGUCGAAAUCGGUACUAGGCUCUAUUAUCAUCCUUUUCACCGCAGUAGUGCAGUUGGCUUGCAGCUACGAUUCUGCUGCUUAUAAGGAUCCACAUUAUGUUGAUAAUCGCACCACUAUGGUUCACUUGUUCGAGUGGAAAUGGAAGGAUAUCGCCGAAGAAUGUGAGAGAUUUUUAGGACCUAUGGGCUUCGCUGGAGUUCAGGUGUCGCCUAUCAGUGAGAACUUGAUAAUAGAAAAUCGUCCGUGGUACGAACGUUACCAACCAAUCUCAUACAAAAUCAUCACUCGUUCGGGUAACGAGAGUGAAUUCAAGGACAUGGUCGCUCGUUGCAACACCGUGGGUGUGCGAAUCUACGUCGAUGUAGUUAUCAAUCACAUGACAGGCGACGCCGAUCCGGCAAUCGGCACCGGUGGAUCGAUCGCCGAACCCAAAAAACGACUUUAUCCAGCUGUGCCAUUUGGACCUGAUGACUUCAAUAAUCCCUGCGGUAUCAAUGAUUAUAACAACGGUAUCGAAGUGAGAAACUGCGAUUUGAGCGGGCUUCACGAUCUCAAUCAGGGCAAGGAAUACGUCAGAGAAAAGAUCGUCGAAUUCUUGAACCAUGCCAUUGAACUUGGCGUCGCUGGAUUCAGAGUGGAUGCAGCCAAGCACAUGUGGCCCGGAGAUUUGGAAGCGAUCUAUGGUCGUUUGAAGGUCCUUCGUUCGGAUGUGUUUGGCGCCAACGAGCGUCCCUUCAUCUUCCAGGAAGUGAUAGACUUGAGCGGCGGCGAGGGUGUCAACAAGCGGGAGUACAAUCGGUUGGGUUGCGUCAUUGAGUUCUCGUUCGGUAUCCAACUCGGUAGGAUAUUUCGCGGCUGGGCGCCGAUGCGUGAUCUGCGAAAUUGGGGUUUCCAAGAUCGAGGACUCUUGCCGACUAGAGACGUGAUUGCGAUGAUCGACAAUCACGACAAUCAACGCGGACAUGGCGCCGGCGGUAAUGCUAUUCUCAACUACAAAGCAGCCAGGCUCUAUAAGAUGGCUGUGGCAUUCAUGCUGGCACACCCCUAUGGACACCCUCGUAUAAUGAGUUCGUUUGACUUCGCGAACCCGAGCCAAGGUCCACCGGCUGAUAAUAAACAGAACAUUCUGUCGCCUGAUCCGAUUACCGGCGAUCUUCCUAAUGGUGCCGACGCUAAUUUUUGCGGACACGGCUGGGUCUGUGAGCAUCGAUGGUCGCCAAUUUACGGCAUGGUUGGCUUCCGAAACGUCGUUCAGGAUUCUACGCUUAUCCACUGGUGGUCCAAUGGCGGCAAUCAAAUUGCGUUUUCGCGUGGCAAUCGAGGCUUCGUGGCAUUCAACGGCGAGUACGGCGUGGAUCUGAAGGAGACAUUGCAGACGGGAAUGGAGCCGGGCGAUUACUGCGACGUCAUUUCCGGUCGGAAAGUCGGAGGCAAGUGCACUGGCAAGAGCGUCAGGGUCAAGGAUGACGGCACCGCCUACGUCGAGGUACUUAAAGACGAAGCCGACGGUGUACUCGCCUUCUACACUCAGACAAAGCUUUGAGAGCUGCGACCGCGACGAAAGCCAGACGGAUAGGAGCAACGAUUCGCCACUCCACCGACGACUUCACUGAUUACUUUAUUACACUGUAUUAAGCCGCGCAGUGAAAAGACAAGACGGAAUAAAUAUAAAUUGAUGCGAGAGAGCCAAGAGAGAGAGAGAGAGAGAGAGAGAGAGAGAGAGAGAGUGAGUGAAAGUACUCAGCUUUAUUCUUCCAUCUUCUCACUACCAAGUCGUCGUGGUUGUUUUGCCGCCCGCGCUCCAGAUAAGUGAGCGUGAACUUGGCUUAUUCAAGACUUUUCAUGGCACGGAAAGUGUAAAUAUAUCGUGUACAUUUCCGUAUUUUACUUGCGGCUCUAAACUCUUACUUGUUUCAAUUAUUUUGGAACCUAAAUCGGCUUUUACUUUUAUAAAAUAUUUGGUAAUUAUGGCGUUAUUAGUAGAACAAUUAGC